AUGAGACGUCUGUCGAGGGCAUACUUCUAUCCACUGCUUCACAUCACAGGUGCACUUGCUAACACACGUGUACUUCCUCACAGGCGUGGCCAGACCUUGUCCACAAUCAUCUUCAUCUUUGCGGGUACUUCGGUCGUAGGCGGAUUCAUUGGCGGCGCUUUGUACCUGCAGUUCGGAGGCCAAAGCUGGAUCAGACAGAUGCUAGUGCAGACGUGCUUCUUCCCGGGUGUUGUGUGUGCCGUUAACUUGUACAUCAACUUUGUCGCCAUCACAUACAACUCAUCCCGAGCCAUCCCCGCUGGCACUGUGAGCCAACGUGUGCGUCCCAUCUUCCCAAUCUCACACGUACUAUACAGUCCCUCUCUUACGCACAGUAGCCGAGUUGUCAAGACUUCCGAUUCACACCCGCAUGUGCCUGUGUUAACAGCCUCUUAUCCGCUGCAGGUGAAAAUCUGUGCCAUUGUCAUAUUCAUGAUUCUGCCUCUGACGUUGGGUGGUGCUAUUCUGGGGCGUAAUACCACGGGUGUCAUUGGGUGGCCCUGUCGAGUAAACCCUGUGCCCAGGCCCAUUCCGGAGAACCAGCUCACUGAGCCACAUAGGUACACUGGUGACACCAAUGUUCGGCGGUGCCAUUCCGUUCGUAUGGAUAUGCACUCGGCUGAAAUAUAUGGAUAUACCGAGGCUCUCAUACACACCCCCAGUACUACUAAGCUACAGCUACGGCUAACCACCCCUUACUGUCCCCUGCCUGCCUGUUUUACCUACCCCUUGCCUACCUCUCAGUGGUACAUGGAUCCAGUGGUCAUCUCCCUGAUCGGUGGUGUCCUGCCCUUUGGCUCUAUCUUCAUCGAGAUGUACUUUGUCUUCACCUCCUUCUGGGCGUAUAAGAUCUAUUACGUUUACGGCUUCAUGCUGUUGGUCUUCUGCAUCCUGACCGUGGUGACGAUCUGCGUUAACAUUGUGUGCAUAUACUUUUUGCUCAACUCGGAGGACUAUCGCUGGUAG
This is a messenger RNA of Sphaeroforma arctica JP610, 1005 nucleotides long. RefSeq lists its product as hypothetical. Lineage: Eukaryota; Ichthyosporea; Ichthyophonida. The transcript is spliced from 4 exons. The record is from RefSeq and is a predicted model, not a curated record. Gene Ontology annotation, biological process: protein localization to membrane. Bases 1 to 1005 code for a protein of 334 amino acids. Gene Ontology annotation, cellular component: membrane.